Molecule: messenger RNA, 2291 nt
Organism: Chara braunii
Lineage: Eukaryota; Viridiplantae; Streptophyta; Charophyceae; Charales; Characeae
Source: the annotation of a GenBank genome assembly
GUCGGAGGGAAAGGUCCAUCCCAAGGAUGGCAAAUGGUGGAUCUGCAAGUACUGGGGGGAACGGGUACCGUUCCUACCCUGCAGUGCCUUUGAAAUGAAUAAAAUUAAGAUCUAUUGAUUAAUAAAAAUACUAAAUUGUUUCCGCACAAGAGCGGACGGGGGGUCGGACCUCUCCGCACAGUUCACGCGCAAAACCGCACGGGACGGGAGAUGAUCCUACCGGACAGCGCGCGGCACCGUGGGGUGGUCCUGUAUGGCACGUACGGGUACGGGCCUGUAGGUCCUGUAUGGUACGUACGUGUACGGUCCUGUAUGGUACGUACGGGUACGGGCCUGUAGGCCAGACGGGAAGGUCGGGCUGGCAGAGUCUCGCCCGACACGGUUCGGUCCUGUAUGGUACUGGUACGCGGACGGGCGGAAGAGCGCAACUGCGCGGAGAGAACUACGACGGGGGAUCACCUACUACGUGCAGCCGGCAGAGUCUCGCGGGCUCUCCGCCUAUGCUGCGCUUCACUUGCGCCGCGCGUGCUUUAUCCAGCUGGCAGAUCGCCCCCGCGGUGUGGCCCCCCCUGCUCCAUCACAGUCCGCCUGGCCCUGCGCGCACGUUACGACUAGUAUUUCGACUGUUCGAGCGGCGGCGGCCAGAGGACUGUUCACGCCUUUCGGCCCCGACGAGCGCAAUCUUCGAGGCGAAGCAGACCGGUCAUCUCCGCCCUCGUCAUCCGGCAAGCGCGGGAGGAAUCGCCGGGACUCCCCCGACGCCACGCGGAGCUUCCGCAGCCUGCUACGUGUCCGACAAUAGACGAUCGCGCUCCCGCCUGAUAGCUAUGGCAUGCUCUGAUGCUGGCCAUAAGGACGGUGACACCGUGGACAUCGCUGAAACGAACCCCGAGAGAAAACGUCUAAGGAAGACAGAGACCACCUACCUUUUCGGGCCUUAUCCUAUCCAUUAUAGGGAGGUGUUCCUGGAGACCAGCCUCUCCUAUGCGUUUGUCAACUUGAAGCCAGUCGUUCCAGGUCACGUGCUAGUAAGUCCCAAAAGGGUAGUUAAGCGCUUCGCGGAGCUAACGAGCGCGGAAGUCGUAGAUUUGUGGCAGGUCGCGCAGCGCAUUGCGCGGAAGCUGGAAGGCCACCAUGAUGCCACGUCACUCACUCUGACUAUUCAGGACGGCAAGGAGGCGGGGCAGACGGUUCCACAUGUGCACGUUCACAUCUUGCCGCGGAAGGGUGGAGAUUUCACACCGAACGAUAAGGUGUACGACGCCAUAGAUGAAAGCGAGGAGAAACUGUCAGAGACGUUGAAUCUGGACAAGAUGCGAGAGGACAGGACACCUGAGGAAAUGGCAGCGGAGGCGGCGACAUUGCGAGCGCUCUUUGAGAAAUCAGUCGAAAACGAAGAAGAAAACGAAGAAGAAGAAAAUGGCAAGUGAGGGGGGAGUAGGGGGGGCGAAGGGGGAGGGGGCGGGAGGGGGGGGGCUAUGGAUGGGAAAAUUGCGAAAGCUGUUUUGCGGAUGAAGGAGACGAUGGCAAGUGAAACAGGAAAAGGAGGAGAAGAGGGAGAUGAGAGAGAGGAGAGAGAGGAGGGAGAGGAGGGAGGAAUAAUGAGGCUGGGAGGGGUUGUCCUGUUCAGGGAUCGAAGGAAGGGGGAAGGAGGUCUGCCGCUUUUUUUUUCAAGGAAGUAUGGCGAACAAAGCAAAGCUGGUUGGGGUGAAGGAAUCAGGAAAGGGGGAGGGGAAGGGGGAGGGGAAGGGGGAGGGGGAGGGGCAAAUGGAAGGGAUAAUAUAUUGCCUGAUUAGAAGCGCCUGGAAGAGGAAGGUGGACGCCCGCUGCCAAACGAGGUGCCAUUUCUUGCACAAACGAAGAAGGCAACAACCAGCUCGAUUUGUGGGGCUCACGGAAACAGCCCCGCGUCCCCCCCCACCUUCCCAUCAAUUUUGUCAAUCUUUUUGCAGGGAAAUAGGGGCCCCCUUCCCUCCCUUCGAUUUUGUCACUUCUUUUGCAGAAAGUAGGGUCCCCGAUUCGCUUGCGUCAUUUUUGCCAAUUAUUUUGCGGUGCUUUUUGUAAAGGGGAAAAAAAUACCAAUUUAUUGUAUGCUGGGAAACGGGCCCAGCGUAUUUUGCAGCGCUUUUAAACCGUAGGCAGAGAGGGAGAAGAGGGGAAGAAGACAACAAACAAACGAGGGGCUGUGACAAACUGUUCUGUUUCGUCGGAGUUUUACUGAUUCAUCAGGAGGCUGAAUACAUUUAUUUCUUUUUUUUGCAUUUGCGCUCUGAUAAAUUUGUGACGAUAUA